CCACAGUCUUAGGUCUACUUCGAUUCAACAAGCAAAAGACAACCUCGUGGAUAUGGCAAAGACAGAAUCUUCUCAGGUUCUUUUCAACAUGGCUAUGAGCUUCUGCUCCAACCUGACCUCUCUCCAGCAGCACCCGUUCAAUCCCGUCACCGGCCUCCCACCGCUGCUCGAUUCCUGUGAGCUGUUGGGGCUCUGCGGCAGCAACUGCUCCACCUUUUCUGACUCCUGCAUUGACCCGUUGCUCGACUACUGCUCCGGCGACUGCUCGUACCCCAACUACCUCGUCCCUUACUUCUCCUCUUCGCCCGACAACCUCGUCUCCAUCUCGCCUGACAUCUUCCCCUUCGACGAGCUCGAGUACUGCCCAUACCCAAAACGUCAGAAGCAGAAGCCCCUCGAUUACCCCGGCUUGGUUGCCGAUGGGUACGUCGUGAGCGAGCUGCCACCGGUAGAACUCGCACCGCCGCAGCUCAUGCUGCCCCCUCCGCCAGAGCCGCAUCUGUGCGGGUCCUACGGGGGCAUGGAGAUUGGCGUGAAGAAGCCUAGCGUGGGUGGGGCGAACUUGUCCACGCAGAGCUUAGCGGCACGGCAGAGAAGGAGGAAAAUAACCGAGAAGACCCUCGAGCUUGGGAAGCUCGUCCCGGGAGGCCGAAAGAUGAACACGGCCGAAAUGCUGCAAGCGGCGUACAAGUAUGUGAAAUACUUGCAGGCGCAAGUUGGAAUUCUUGAGCUCAAACAGUCAAUUCAGGAAACCCAGCGUAGCAAGCGAGAGUUUCAAGUUCUGCUCCAAUCGCCAAAAAUUCAAGAGAAGCUGUACGCGGAAGAGAAGUGCCUGGCGACGAACGAGUUGAUCCGAGCCAUCGCCAAAGAUCCCGAAGUGACGACGGACCCGAUAGGCAAAGAGAUUACUCAGCUCAUGUGUACCCACGGCUGGUUUAUUGAAGCAUAG
Rhodamnia argentea is the source of this 949-nucleotide messenger RNA. RefSeq lists its product as uncharacterized. The coding region runs from base 53 to 949 and encodes 298 amino acids. The transcript has 3 exons. Gene Ontology annotation, biological process: regulation of DNA-templated transcription. Gene Ontology annotation, molecular function: protein dimerization activity; DNA-binding transcription factor activity. Lineage: Eukaryota; Viridiplantae; Streptophyta; Magnoliopsida; Myrtales; Myrtaceae. The record is from RefSeq and is a predicted model, not a curated record.